AUAUCAAUACCUAUCGUCUCCAGGGGGUUUAAAAGCGACUCAAGGCAACGAGAUUAGCACCAAAACAAAGCUCCUUGCAUCUCUCUUACUCCCUCCAGAGAUCGAGCAACAAUGGCUUCAUCCGGCUCCAGCAAUCUCCCGACGAAGGAAGUCCCAGGAUCAUACGGCCUGCCAGUCCUGGGUGCUCAAAAGGACAACUUGGACUUCCUCCACCUCCAAGGCGAGGUGGAGUUUUUCAAGAGCAGGGUGGCCAAGUACAAUAGCACCGUCUUCAAAGUUAACUUCAUUCCGGGAAAUCCAGCCUUCCCGGAUCCUCGCGGCAUCGCCCUCCUGGACCAGAGCUCCUUCCCAGUCCUGCUCGACAGCUCCAAGGUGGACAAGACCAACGUGUUCACGGGCUCCUACAAGGCAUCCGACGAUUUCACGGGAGGAUACCGGGUGCUGUCCUACCUCGACACCACCGAUCCCAAGCACGCAACGCUCAAGAACUUCGCCUUCGAGGUGCUCAAGCGAAAUGGCCGCAAGUUCCUGCCUGAGUUCCAGUCGGCCUUCCACGCCGCGUUCGAUGCCGCCGAGUCGGAGCUCUCGUCCGGGAAGAACAAGGCCGACAUGGCACCGUUGCUCAACCAGCUCGCCUUCCAGUUCUUGGCCAAGUCCAUCGUCAACGUGGAUCCGUUGACCACCAAGCUCGCUGACCAGGGCCCGACUCACCUCCUCCGUUGGAUCGGGAUCCAGUUCGCGCCUGUAGCGCCUGGCAAUAGCACUCCACUGCCCGGAUUCGCCGAGGACGUCGUCAUACGUACCGCGCCACUGCCAUUCCUGCUCGUCAAGGCCGACUACGACAAGCUCUGCGAGUUCUUCCAGCUCGCCACUGAGAUGCUCGACAUGGGCGAGAAGGAGUUUGGGCUGUCGCGAGAGGAGGCCGUGCACCAGCUGCUCUUCCUCGUCGGGAUGAACAGCUGGUUUGGAUUCAGCGCCAGAGUGCUGCCCAAUCUUCUCUACCGUGUUGGAACUCUCGGGGCCGAGUUCCAGAAGAGGCUCGGGGAUGAGAUCCGUGCUGCGAUCGACGUGAGCGAUCCGGCGGGGUCGUUCUACGGCGCACUGGAGAAAAUGCCACUGCUCAAGUCGACUGUGCUGGAGGUCUUCCGGUUUGAUCCGCCCGUGCUCUACCAGUACGGACGCCCCCGGGAGGAUAUGGUGGUGGAGUCACACGAUGCGAAGUUUGUGAUCAAGAAGGGACAGCUCUUGGGUGGGUCGCAGGCACUGGUUUGCCGAGAUCCAAAGGUGUUUGAGGAGCCGGAUCAGUUGAUCCCGGACAGGUUUGUGGGGAAGGAGGAGCUCCAGGCGAAUGUGUUUUGGUCCAAUGGAAGGAAUACGAAGUCACCGACCGCGGAUGACAAGCAGUGUGCUGGGAAGAAUUUUGUGGAGACAAUCGCCAGGUUCUACCUGGUGCAGUUGUUUGCGAGAUACAAGACUUUUGAGCUGAGUGAGGACUCCACACUCAACACUCCGUUUCUCAAGUCAUUUGCACGAAAUUAGUGUAAGAACUAGCUAAAUAUAUUGGUAGUCUAUAUGUUUUAAAUGUUUAACUUCAAAUUUAGAAUUUAAGAAGUGUAUUCAUUAAAAUAAAAUAUUACAAUAUGGCUUAAUUCAAAAUAAA
Selaginella moellendorffii is the source of this 1660-nucleotide messenger RNA. RefSeq names its product allene oxide synthase, chloroplastic. The record is from RefSeq and is a predicted model, not a curated record. Gene Ontology annotation, molecular function: oxidoreductase activity, acting on paired donors, with incorporation or reduction of molecular oxygen; heme binding; iron ion binding. The transcript has a single exon. NCBI's taxonomy places the organism in Eukaryota, Viridiplantae, Streptophyta, Lycopodiopsida, Selaginellales, Selaginellaceae. Gene Ontology annotation, biological process: sterol metabolic process. The coding region runs from base 112 to 1539 and encodes 475 amino acids.